Miscanthus lutarioriparius is the source of this 4311-nucleotide messenger RNA. The record is from the annotation of a GenBank genome assembly. NCBI's taxonomy places the organism in Eukaryota, Viridiplantae, Streptophyta, Magnoliopsida, Poales, Poaceae.
AUGGCCGCCGCCCCGCCGCCGCCGUGGCCCCUAAUGGCACACCGCGAAGGAGGAGACGCCCCCGUCUCCCUCUUCCUCGACACCAAUCUCGGCACCCAUCUCGCCCUGCUCGUCGCCCCGGACACAGCCAUCCGUGGCCUAAAGUCGCAGGUGGCCGCGGAGCACGCUGCCGCCUUCCCCGACCUCGGCCCCGUCACCAUCAAGUCCUUCCAGGUCCGCCGGAAGGGUGUACUGUAUCACCUCUCUGAUUCAAUGACAGUGAUGAGUGUCUUCACCAAAAUUAAAGGUGGGUGCUUUCUUCACGUCAAUAUGGCAGAGGCUACAACAGCCACACACUGCUGCCAAGAUGCUCCAGCAACUGAUGAUAGAAGAGUGAGUGAUGUUUGUCUUGGAAUUCGUGUAAAGAACCAUGUUGAGGAGCUGCCUGUGAUGGCACCAGAUGUUGCUUGUGAUAUGCUCUCUAGAGGUCUUGAAGGUGGUAAUGAUGAUGCCGCGCUGAAUAAUGUUCGAGCACAUGAUGCAUUGCCAAAUUGUUCCUUGGUGCCAUCCUCAUCACAGCUAAAUACUGAAAUACUGAAGAACAAAGCAGUGGGUCUGGCCAUUGAUACAGAAGCAGGAAUUGAUCAAGUUAUUGACAAAGCAAAGAGUUACAGUGGCCAGAUAAAACAAGCUAAUCAAACUGAAGGUGCUUAUAUUAGUUCCACAUCAAUGGCAUGUGUUGAUAAAUCUUCAAACGAGAGUAAUAUGUCACAUGCUGUGGAGGAGCUACAUGCAAGUCGAGACCAUGGCGUUGGUGAUGAUGUUUCUGACAAAAAGCAAGUCAGGGUAGAGGAGCAACUGCUGGAAGAGAUACAAGCAAAGGAGACUCUUUCACAAGCAAAGGAGAACAAAAAAUCUAGGACUGCUUCUUUUGACACAUCAUGUACUGUGGAAUCUUUAAACACUUCUAAUCAUCAAGAAGUCCAUGACACCUUACAAGAGGAGUCCAUCCAUUUAGAAAAUCCAAGCACUCUUGGAAAGAAGAAGAAAAGGAAAAGGUGUCAAUUGUCCCUGUCAAAAUCUGCUUCUGCUCAAGAGACAACAGAACCAUCAGCUACGGCAGUAGAUUUAUUAAAACCCACAGGUGAAGUUCUGCCUCAUAACAGCCUAGGGAUACAGAUCCAUAAUAUACAUGCAAUGGAUAAUCUUUCACAAGAAAAGGAGCACAAAAAAUCUAGGACUAGUUCUCCUGACACAUCAAGUAGGCAUCUACUGGAAACAGACCCUACUUCUCUUAGGGAACCUUUAAACACUUCAAAUCAUCAAGUCCAUGACACUUUACAUAAGGAGUCCAUCCAGCUAGAAAACCCAAGUGCUGCUGAAAAGAAGAAGAAGAAAAAGCGUCAAUUGGCCCCUUCAAAAUCUGCUUCUGCUCAAAUAACGACAGAACCAUCGUAUGGGGCAGCCCCAGCGGAUUUAUCAAAAUCCACAGGUGACGAGGCAUAUAAUGUUGAAUUGACUGACAAAGAUGAAACUAUAGUCAAAGCAUCUGGUUUGCCUCUUUCAUCAUCAGAACUUAAUGAUGGAAACCAGGGGAGCAAAAGUGUUCAGUUUGUGAGCAAUGCUCAGGCAUCUACUGAUCUAAUUUCUGAACAAGAGAAGUUUGAUCAUGCUCUCAAGGGAUGUAGGGAUCCUUCAAUUGCAGAUGCCAUUUAUUCUACAGGUGAAAGUGUAGCUAUUGAAGGAAAAACUACAAAAGGAAGCUGCGCCCCUUUGGAUGAAGGGGACAAGCAUGAAGAAAUAAAACAACACAAUGAGGGAUUUCACAAUGAAGGUGUACCUGAAACAAGCAACAUGGAGAAAGAUGGCAAAAGUACAGAUGUCUCUGACAAGAGGCAAACAGAUCAAAAUACUUCUCAAGUGAAGAAGCGCAAGAAAUCAAAGGUUGGUUCUGUUGACAUGCCUUCCGUGGAUGCUACUGGUGAGAAAGAUCAUGGGUAUAGUGAAAAUGCUGCCAAACAAGCUACAGUUUCUACUAAAAGGGCGAUUGUCCAUGAACCUUCUAUGCAACAGAUGUCAAACAUUGUGUAUCAAGGGGAUUCAAAUAUAAUAGAAAAUCCAAGUGGUGAUGGAAAGAAAAAGAAAAAAAGAAAAUGCCGCUCAGAAUCCUUAAAGGGUAUGAAUCCUAGUCAAGAUCUGACAAAAUCUUCUGGAUUUGUAACAAACGAAAGCUCGAUACAAUGCACAGAUGCUACUCCAAUAGAUGCAAAGCAAACAACCCCGGGCAUUAUAGAAGGAGAAACGGUUACUGAGCACAAGAAGCUUAGUGAAAGUCUAGAUGUAGCGGCAACAAAUGUUAUUGAUGAGGUAUUGGCAGAUCUAAGAUCUAAAGACAGCUUAAGUAAGGAUCUGGAUGCAGAUCUUUUACCAGGACAAACUCACCUAGGCAGCAAUCAGAAUAGACUAGAAGUUCCUGAAUCCAUUGCUGUUAAAGUUGGUAGCGUUACUGCAGCAUUACCUCCGAAAUAUCCUGCAGCGGUUCACUCUGCUUCUCCUGUUAGCUCACCUAGACAAAAGAAGUCUAAGGGGAAGAAAUCGAAAGUGCUAGCAACCAUGACUGACUCUUCUCAUCAAUCAAGUGGUGUACCUGAAGAUGAUGCUAAUAGAGAAUUAAAAGAGUCUGAUUCUUUGAGGUUUGCUGAUAAAACAAGUGAUCUUGAGGAUAUAGUAACUGGAAAUGUGGUUGCGCAAGCUGAUGACAAACGCAAAGCCACUAAGCAUCGAAGAAAGAAGGGUUCCGUAAAGCAAGUACUCGAUACAUUGGACUACAAGGAAACUAAUGAUACGGAAGAAAAUUUGGUUCAGGGAGGUUCUGUAGUUGACACUCCUUUAAUCACUGUUGGGAAAGUAGAGCAGAAAGACAGGUCUUCUCAGACUCUUGGGACCCAUGAUAUUGAAAAUGCUGCAGGGUCUCCAAUCUUGCGUGUAGUUCAGAAAGAUGCCAUGGCUCUCGAAUCUGCCAACCUUAAUUCUCAAAAGGAAAGGAAAACAUCUUCGAACUCUGAACUUCAAAGUCUGGAUUGUGCCCUGGAACACGGUUUCAGUGCUGAUUUGGUGAACUCCAGGACUGAAAAGGGAGUCAGCACUACAAGUUCUGCUAGUGCUGUUAAACCUGAUUACCACACCGUGUUUCAUCCUGCUAAUGAUGGAAUCAAUUUCCUUGAUCAUUUUAGCUGCAGCAAUCUGAAUGAUGAUCCAUCAAUAGCUGCAGAAAGUAAGCAAAACAAUGAAGAUGAAUCUUUAAGGGAAGUGAAGAAUAAAAAGAAGAAGAAACGAAAGCAACGUACUGGUAGCAUUGAACCAAAUGAUGAUACCAGCAAAGUUAUUGUGCCAUUUAUUGCAACAGAAAACAUGAACAGAGAAAAUGAGAAUGUGAAUAACGGCAAGGAGAAGAAGAGAAAGGGCAAAGCUAAUAUGGAAGUACCUACUGCUGAAAGGGACAAUCCUAAUUGUGAUAAUCAAGGCAUUAAUAUUGGUACCCAAGAUUCACUUAUUUCUAUUGUACAAAAACAAAGGACAGGUCAGGACAAUGGAAAAGAGAGCAACAGCAAAGUUACUCAGAAUGUCAGUAUAAUGCUACAUGAACCAGAAGAUGCCACUUGGAAUCAUACUCCUGAGAAGAAUCUCCACCAGAGUGUUGAUGAUCAGAGCAAGUUGCUCACUGAAAAGGAUCAUGCACAUAUAACUAAAGAAGUGAGGAAAUUCACUUCUCAGACAAAGCCCCAUGCUAAGAUUAGAAAGCCUGAUGGGUCUCCUAUCAAGGGAAAGGUGGCUCCAAAUCCUAAGCCUGUAAGCAAUCUUGUGAAGGAUUUUUCCAUGAGCCCACAAGCGUCAAGUAACAGCAUAGAGGGCACGCCACAAAAUGCUAACCGAUAUAGAGUUGCAGUCCGGAAAGUCUCGAGUAAAAGGUAUGAAGAGACCAGUGGAAACUCCAAAAAAGCGAGUAGGAAAGUAGGCUCUGGUGCAAUAUUCAAUGACUGUAUCAGCGAAGGUUCUGGUGAUGAAUUGGACACCAAUACUGUCAUGGAAGGAUCACCUGAUAGUUCAUCUACAUCUGCUGACUCAGGUAUUUCAUCUGCAGCCUAUGAAAGCGAGGUUCCUGAUGAUGGCACCGUAUCACUAUCUCAGAAGAGUCUCAAAGGUGGCCUGGAUAUUGGCUCCAUCCUCCGUGGUUCCCGUAGCUAUCAGAAGGCAAGAAAGAAGCAGGCGGAGCUGUUAGAUGAUGACACCAUUGUGCCUGAUAGCCAGCCCACGGAUGGCCUUUGGGGCUGA